CCCGAGAGCAGUGGAUAAGUGACCAUAAGAGAACCAUGAAGCAUCACUGCACUCUUAAACAUGACAUUUUUAAAGAGUUCUUGGCUGAGUUUCUUGGGACAUUUGUGCUGGUGUUGUUUGGCUGUGGCUCUGUAGCUCAGACCGUCCUAAGCAGGAAUACACUGGGUGAACCACUCACUGUCCACCUCGGCUUCACCACUGGACUCGUGAUGGGUGUCUAUAUCGCUGGUGGGGUUUCAGGGGGUCAUUUGAACCCAGCAGUAUCUCUGGCCAUGGUCAUACUGGGUAAAUUGAAGAUCUGGAAAUUUCCAGUUUACGUCUUUGCACAGCUCCUGGGAGCCUUUACUGGAGCUGCUGGAGUGUUUGGACUAUAUUAUGAUGCGUUUAUGGAGUUUACCAGUGGACUUCUGUCAGUAACAGGCAUUAAUGCCACCGGACAUAUUUUUGCCUCUUACCCUGGACGACAUCUCACAAUACUUGGAGGGUUUGUGGACCAGGUGAUUGGAACAGGCAUGCUGGUGUUGUGUAUCCUGGCCAUAACCGAUAACAGGAAUAUUGGAGCUCCUAAAGGAGUGGAGCCUCUGGCCAUUGGCCUGAUCAUCCUGGGCAUCAGCGUGUCCAUGGGCAUGAACUGUGGAUACCCACUGAACCCUGCCAGAGACCUUGGUCCACGACUCUUCACUGCUAUGGCUGGUUGGGGCAUGGAGGUGUUCAGCACUGCAGAUCACUGGUGGUGGAUCCCUGUGUUCGGGCCUUUGGUAGGAGGCAUCACCGGAGCUGUAGUGUACUUCCUACUGAUUGAGCUGCACCACUCGGACCCCACAGAGAAAUCGCAGCAAAAACCUGAGGAAGAGGAGGAUGAAGAUGAGGAUGAAGACAGCAGCCUGAGAGACAAAUAUGAAAUGAUAACGAUGGGCUGAACAGAUAAUCAUUGACUAUGAAGCAAAUUAAGAAAAGUGAUAUUCAUGUGCUCCAGCUGGCCCAGUCUAGACUCUCGACUCUCACUUUAGUUCUCAGACUUUCAUUUGUUUGUUGUCAGGAAGCAAGUUGAGCCCGGGAUUAAAGUGAGUUGCCUAGUAUUUAACAGAUUAUAUCUUUGUACAUCUUUACAAGAAACCUGCUUCUUGGAAAUACAUUUAUUAUGAGCUCAAAACCUCAUGAGAAUUCAAAAUCAAUCAAUCAAUCAAUCCUUUGUGAUAUAAUAUAUUUCCCAAGUAUACUGGAAAAAUAAAAGCUGACAAAAAUGUAGUAAACCUAAACAAAUAAGGUCAUUGUAACAUAAGUAUUAGGUUCUAUACUUAUUAUUAUACUUAUUAUUUCUACUUUUUCAUGGUUUGUGUAGUUCACAGUUUUUUUUUUUUUUUUAAAUGUUUAGUCUUUUCAAAUAAAUAUAGAGUAGUUUGUAGUAAUGCUUAGUCAUUAAAAGUUGAUUAAAAUAGUAAAUGUAUUUAAUUUGAUUGUAGUAAAAAAAAAAACUACAUAGUGACAAAAAUCAACAUAGUGAUCCCUGUUUGUGUUUAUUACAUGUCCUUAAUCAUCUUUGCCACUCAGUUAUAGAAAUUUUGUAAUAAAGCGCUUUCUGUUCAUUUAUGUGUAUAAACUGGUGUGUUCUGAUAAAAAAAAAACAUCAAAUCUUUUCCAAAACUACCUAAGACUGUUACUUGUUCAUUAUCACACUCAUCAGUCACACUCAUAAGCUAUUCAUCUAAACAUAAAUUCUCAGAACUGCCAUUAUUGAUCAUAUUAGCACUGGAACAGUUCUUCUCAUCUAUUUUCCAUGUGGUUGCACAUGAACUGCACUACAA
Ictalurus furcatus (blue catfish) is the source of this 1805-nucleotide messenger RNA. It is a transcript of the gene aqp9a, whose product is annotated as aquaporin 9a. Bases 36 to 920 code for a protein of 294 amino acids. Gene Ontology annotation, biological process: glycerol transmembrane transport; water transport. Lineage: Eukaryota; Metazoa; Chordata; Actinopteri; Siluriformes; Ictaluridae. The record is from RefSeq and is a predicted model, not a curated record. Gene Ontology annotation, cellular component: basolateral plasma membrane; plasma membrane. Gene Ontology annotation, molecular function: glycerol channel activity; urea transmembrane transporter activity; water channel activity. The transcript has 6 exons.